This is a messenger RNA of Acanthocheilonema viteae, 1200 nucleotides long. The record is from the annotation of a GenBank genome assembly. Lineage: Eukaryota; Metazoa; Nematoda; Chromadorea; Rhabditida; Onchocercidae.
AUGCCAAACCCGCCGGCUAAAGAGGACACUUGGGCUUUUGGACCGAUUGGUUCGCCAUUUCCGGAUAAUCCAGUCCGAGCUACCGGACAGCAAAAUAUGUAUGUGGCCUUAUGGUACAAGCACGGCAAACCAAUACAUGGACGAGCGUGGAAUAAUGGCGGUGUUAUCGAGUGCUCGUUCCCGUAUAUCAAGGCGGAACUGACUGGUGCCAAAGAUCUUGGCGGACAGAUUCAGGUAUUGCAAUACAAAGGCGAUCACUUAACGUUAGGUUUCUGGUAUAAUUGGAUUAAAUAUAAGGAUCGAUUUGAAAAAUUUGAAAAAGGAGCUGAACUGUUGCGCUGUGGUGAUUCAUUCCCUAUCUUCUGGCAUGAUCGAAAAGAAGGACCCCUACUCGGUUACGUUGAUAAUAAAACUGAAAUCGCGCGAUUUUCACAUGACGGAAAAGUGGAAGAGUUUUCGGGUGGUGCAUUGAAUGAUAUGCUUAUUAUUGUGCGAGAACUAAAAGGUGGACCACCGAAUUGUGUUUGUCACGAAUGCUGUGCUGGACCACCGAAACCGGUUGUUCGUGUUACGCUUGAUGAGUGGGCCGAUUUCCGUUACGGUGAUCCAUGGCCAACAACUGGCAAAUUGGUCCAGGCUCUCGACCGCUCUCUCAAUACUCUGCCUGGUGAGAAUCCGAAUCAGUACGUGGCGUUGUGGUACCAGUCUGGUGAACCAGUUAUGGGUCGUAUUUGGAAUGAUGAUGGCAAAAUUGCUGCUUGUUUUGGUUGGGGUGGCCAUGAAUAUCGCAAAAAUAUCGGUUCCAUCCAAGUUUUAUUCGAACUUCCGGAGAAAAUACGUGGUUUCGACUACUCCUGGAAACCGUUUAAAGAAGCAGCUCAAUUUGGUACAAGGGAAUGGAUUCCAGUACACGUGGAUCAUCAUAAGGGAAAUAUUUCUCCUGCCGUUUUAAUUAUCGACGGCAAAGAAAUUCUUGGUAAAGCUGAUAUUCGUAACGAACGUGCCACGGUAGGCCACGGCGGGAACGAGAAAAUUUACGUCGGUCCUGCAGUACAUACAUGCGUUGUUUUAUGUCGAAAAGCAAGACCCGAUGAUGGAAGGACGAAACCUUAUCCGAGAAAUGAAGCACAACAAUCAUUGAAAGGCGAAGAUCUUUGUCUGUUUCGAGUGAAACUUGGUGGCAAGAAAAUUAGCACUGUG